Molecule: messenger RNA, 1690 nt
Organism: Striga asiatica
Lineage: Eukaryota; Viridiplantae; Streptophyta; Magnoliopsida; Lamiales; Orobanchaceae
Source: the annotation of a GenBank genome assembly
CUUACUAACAGCGUCGGCAAGUUUAGUUUUGUUGGAUUUUUCCCCAACUCAACAAAAUUUUCAUCUUCAAUAAGAACUCCACUCGUUUUAUAUUAUAUUAAGAAAAAGUAUUUUCCACUUCCAAAAUGGGCCCUGCAUAAGGAUAACCAGAGAAAAUUCCGAACUUCGUAAUUUCAAAAAUUCUCAUGGUUGGGUUGGCCGAUACUGUGACUGCAUAAUAAUCGCAGCUCAGGUUAUUUAUUUAUUAUUCCUGAAAGCGUGUCUCCUUCUCGGAGGGUCUAGCGCUUUGAGCAGCGGCGUUAAUGGAUAUGAAGGCGAAAGCGUUUUUUGUGUUUGUUUUUCUGCUAAUGGCGCCGUUGUACGGAGCUUCAGCGGCGGCUCGCCGGAGUCUUGAAGUUAAGAGGCACUUCAGCCGUCUGAACAAGCCGUCUGUCAAGUCCAUCAAGAGCCCAGAUGGUGAUAUCAUUGAUUGUGUCCAUAUUUCUCACCAGCCAGCUUUUGAUCAUCCCAUCCUUCAAAACCACACAAUUCAGAUGAGGCCUAGUUAUCACCCAGAAAAGUUACUCACUGAGAGCAAAAAUGAAGUUGGGCCAAAGCCAAUGGCUCAGUUGUGGCACACAAAUGGAAGAUGCCCAGAGGGUACAAUUCCCAUGAGAAGAACCAAAAAAGAGGAUUUGUUUAGAGCAAGCUCCAUCAAGAAAUAUGGGAAGAAAAAUAAAAAAAGCAUGCCUAGACCAACAUUUGAUGCCCCUGAGCCUGAUCUUCAUGCCAUAGCCUAUGUUGAAGGAGAUGCAUAUUAUGGAGCAAAGGCAACCAUAAAUGUGUGGAAUCCUAAAAUUCAACAGUCAAAUGAGUUCAGCUUGUCCCAGCUCUGGAUUCUUGGAGGUUCUUUUGCUUCAGAUCUCAAUAGCAUUGAAGCUGGCUGGCAGGUUAGCCCAGAUUUAUAUGGUGAUAACAACACAAGACUCUUCACAUACUGGACUAGUGAUGCCUAUCAGGCCACGGGCUGUUACAACUUGCUGUGCUCAGGCUUUGUCCAAAUCAAUAAUGAAAUAGCAAUGGGGGCCAGCAUCUACCCCAUUUCUAGCUAUGGUAGUUCCCAAUAUGACAUCAGCAUUCUUGUCUGGAAGGACCCGAAAGAAGGAAAUUGGUGGAUGCAAUUCGGGAACAAUCACGUGUUAGGAUAUUGGCCGGGAUUAUUGUUCUCUUACUUGUCCGAAAGUGCAUCAAUGGUCGAGUGGGGAGGUGAAGUCGUAAAUUCCCAAUCGGACGGUCAGCACACGACCACUCAAAUGGGGAGUGGCCAUUUCUCUGAGGAGGGCUUUGGUAAGGCGAGUUACGUGAGGAAUAUUCAGGUCGUCGAUAGCUCUAACAAUUUGAGGGCACCGAAGGACAUUGGUAUUUUCACCGAGCAGUCGAGCUGCUACAAUGUGCAGCUCGGCAACAAUGGUGGGUGGGGUAACUUUUUCUACUAUGGUGGGCCCGGGAGGAACGUCAAUUGUCCGUGAUGAAAAAAAAUGAGGUUUUAUUUGGUGGUGUUUUUGGUCUUAUUGGUUGGUUUUUACUUCUUGUGAAACCUUCUUUCCAGGAUUUUUUUUUAGUGGUACAAUAGACAUGCAUGUGAAUAGUUAAUUCGUGCGCAUGUGUGUGUAUUAGAAGAUGAUAAUUGUGUGUGUGUGUGUGUGUGUGU